AUGGGCACUGGGUAUGGGAUGGGUAGUGGGUACGGUGUGGGCAUGGACCCAUAUGGUAUGGGCGGUAUGUACGGCGGUUACGGUGGCUUCGGCAUGGGUGGGAUGUAUGGGGGCCUUGGAAUGAUGGGCAUGGGUGGGAUGGGCAUGUACGGCAUGGGCAUGACCCCCGAAGCGCAGCGUGCACAGAUGAUGAUGUUCAUGACGAGCCGCAUUAUGGAGCUGUGGGGUAUGUUUUCGCAAGUUAUGCAGAUGACGCUCGGGAGCGCCGUUCAGUUUGUUGGCGAGUAUGUCGGCAUCAAUCAGCGCAUGGGGCAGCUGGAGGAGGAGAACCUGAAUCAUGAGGAACGCUACAUGAGCCGCAAGUACGAGCUGCGCAAGGCCCUCUCCAAUAUUCCGCGUGAGCAGCGGUAUGUACCGAAGCGACUACGAGUCCGCAAGCCGAAGCAACCUUCUUUUCUCCGCAGCUUCAUCCUUCGCCUGCUUCGCCACGUCGCCCUCUUCGCAGCCGCCUACUUCCUCUCGAAACGGAUCGCGUCCUGGGCGAUGACCCGCUCCGGUGGGAAACUUCUACAAACGUCUGCGUCCGAGGCACUGGUUUCUUUGGACGCUUCCAAUAUUCGCUUCUGA
Messenger RNA from Leishmania mexicana MHOM/GT/2001/U1103, 627 nucleotides. RefSeq lists its product as hypothetical. The record is from RefSeq and is a predicted model, not a curated record. Lineage: Eukaryota; Euglenozoa; Kinetoplastea; Trypanosomatida; Trypanosomatidae. The transcript has a single exon. Bases 1 to 627 code for a protein of 208 amino acids.